Molecule: messenger RNA, 1005 nt
Organism: Bursaphelenchus okinawaensis
Lineage: Eukaryota; Metazoa; Nematoda; Chromadorea; Rhabditida; Aphelenchoididae
Source: the annotation of a GenBank genome assembly
AUGAUUAGAGGAUUUCUAACUAAUUUGAGAAUCCAGAAGGAGUUUUUACGUUCUUCUACAAUUCAAAGGUAGUUUUUAUUUACUUUACUUCAAAUUUUAGGUAUUUGUUAUGGGUGAACUGUUAUACAUAAAACAAGUUUUUGUAAAACUUGGCAUUUAAAAGCUUUAAAAUAUGGUUUAACGGCUAUAUUGUGGUAUAUGAUAUUCGCAUUGGAGUAAAUAAAAAUUAAUUAUUGAAAGUAGAGAUGAAUCGUAUGGAACUAAAAGAAAUUGUUCAGGUAUCAAUGCUGGAACUGUUCCGAACAUCAUGAUCAACACAAAGUGUUCUGCCACAAAUGCAACUUCAUUCAGCCUUUACAUCCCAAUAUUGACUUCUUUUCUUACUUUGGGUUAAAAAGGAAGUUUAAUGUUGAUAACGUGGACUUGAAGAAGUCCUUCAGGGAGAUGCAGUCCAAUGUGCAUCCGGACAAGUUUGGUACAGCAACAGACAAGGAAAAACAGAUUAGUGAGCAACAUUCCAGCUAUCUUAACCAAGCCUACAAAACGUUGAAGUCACCCAGAGAAAGAGCCAAGUAUUUGCUUCGAUUAUUGUCGAAAGGUAGGGAUUUUAAUGUUGGUAUACAACGUCUACAUGAAAAUGUACGUUGUCUUAAGUUUUUUACUUCAAGUACUUUAACUUAAAAGGUAGUCGAAAUUAUUAAGUUUUCUGCUUAAAAUACGUCACUUACAUUCUCUGAGGUAAUUCUAGAAACUAAAGACGAAACGACUCCAGACUUUGCAGCUGAAAUGUUUGAGUUCAUCGAAACCGUAGAGGACGAAACUGACGAGAAAGUAUUACGCAAACAUUCCGAGCAUGUAGAUACUGAAAUCGAACAGCUUCUGAUCAAAAUUGAGAACGCGUUUGACAAAAAUGACCCAAAAACAGCCAGAACAUUGUUAACACGACUGCGAUACUAUGACAGAGCCAAAAAUAUACUGGUUAACAAAUUAGGAAUUGAUUUGUGA